UUAAACCUCACGUCAACGGAGAUGAUGGCGAUCCUAAAUAGAACCCCUCCGCUCCGAACCACCUCUCUCCCCCGACGCCGGUCGUGGAUGCCCCGGAACGAGAUUGUUCCGGUGGAGGAGGAGGGGGACGAGGGAUGAACGAUCUUUCCUUCGCCGUGGCUUCCGAUCGACGGAGGUGGUUCGGCCCGGUCCCGGCCGCCGUGAUUCGCGUCGUCGUCCCCCUGCUCCUCGCCGCCCUGGCCUUCGCCGUCUUCAUCCUCGUCGUCGUCCACAACGCCGUCCUCCUCGUCUCCGUCCUCGUCCUCUCCGCCCUCAUCCUCGCUUUCUUUCUCUGGAACGCCGCCGCCUACAGGAGGAAGUUGUCCCUCGACCUCUUCCUCGAUCGCUUCCCCGACACCGAUCUCCUCUCCGCCAAGGACAGCCAGCUCGUCAAGGUCACUGGGUUUGCUUCAUGUGGAGAUCUUUCUCUUGAAUCCUCAUAUGAGAAGGCUGGAAGAUGUGUCUAUACGUCAACCAUCUUGUAUGAAUGUUGUGGAUGCCACCCAAAGCAAGCCCAUGUUAGCCAUCAAUGCUUCCAGUGGAAUUUAGCUUUCGUGGAGAGGAUGGCUACAGACUUUUACAUAACAGAUGUCAAAUCUGGUCUAAGAGCUUUGGUGAAAGCUGGUCAGGGUUCCAAAGUGAUUCCUCUGAUUGAAGAAAACAUUCUUGUGAACAUCACAAGCCUAAAUAGAGAAUUAUCUUCCACCUUGAAGAAAUGGUUACAAGGAAGACGGCUUUCCUGCGAAGCGCGUCUACUACGUCUUGAGGAAGGGUAUGUUAUCGAGGGAACCUGUUUGACUGUGAUGGGAAUGUUGAGCAGAAAGAAUGGUGUACUUGUGAUUGUCCCACUACCUGAAACUAUUUCUACAGACUGCCUUUUGCAAAAGUUUCUCCUUCCUGUUGACAUUGAUGGUCUGCUUUUGAAGACCGCCAACAUGUCCACAGCUAACAUCCGCCUUUCCUGAACCAAGAAAAUUUCUGGUGCCUUUGCAACUUCUGCCAUGGUGUGUGGGUUUACAGUAUCAGUUUUUGGGGGGUUCCAAAAUUUUGGUAAUUAUUAUUGUGGAUUUAUGGUAAGAUCACAAACAACUGAUGUUUGCCUACGUUUAACCACAAGUAGUUUACCUGUACAGAUGUGGAAUGGUUUAUUUUUUGUGAUCCAGAUAUCAUGUUUUAGGUGUCGUUAUAUACAUCAGUGUUGAACCUGGGUAUCCAGAUCUUCCCCUUGAUUUUUAAUGACAAACAUCUGCUUCUAACUUCGUACUGAUUUGUUGUUAGGUUCAACAUCAAGGUGCUUCUGGCGUUGUCGAUCAUGUGGCAUUUACAAUAGUGAAUUUAUUACCAGGAUUUUUGCUCUCCAUCUCAAUCUACACUCGAGAUUCUCAAGUGACGAUGAAGUUUAUGGUUUCUUCUUCGUUUAAGAAGAGUAUCUUUUGUGAAACUCUUAACCCGUUUGUUGCGAGAAGAAACUGUGCCCGCCGAGCACCGUAG
Messenger RNA from Musa acuminata subsp. malaccensis (wild Malaysian banana), 1530 nucleotides. RefSeq lists its product as uncharacterized. NCBI's taxonomy places the organism in Eukaryota, Viridiplantae, Streptophyta, Magnoliopsida, Zingiberales, Musaceae. Gene Ontology annotation, molecular function: electron transfer activity. Gene Ontology annotation, cellular component: plasma membrane. The record is from RefSeq and is a predicted model, not a curated record.